ACGCCCCGCCCAGUUUAGUAGAACAAGCAAGAAACAGAGGCAGGCAAGCUAGAGACGAGAGGUUGCAAGUUAUUGCCGUGUUCCAUCGCAUCUGCACAACGUCGACGACCGACCAGACGGACAGGAGGUUAUACAAGAUGGUGCAGCAAGCGGCGAAAGAGGUGAUCCCGCUGCUGACGCCGUACAAGAUGGGGCAGUUCGAGCUCUCCCACCGGGUGGUGCUGGCGCCGCUGACGCGGUGCCGCUCCUACGGGAACGUGCCGCAGCCGCACGCAGCGGUGUACUACUCGCAGCGCGCCACCAAGGGCGGCCUCCUCAUCGCGGAGGCCACAGGGGUGUCCACCACCGCGCAGGGCUACCCGGAGACCCCCGGCAUCUGGACGCAGGAGCAGGUCGAGGCAUGGAAGCCCAUCGUCGACGCCGUCCACCGAAAGGGCGCGGUCUUCUUCUGCCAGAUUUGGCACGUCGGCAGGGUCUCCACCAACGAUUUCCAGCCUGACGGGCAAGCGCCCAUCUCGAGCACGGACCAGCAGAUCACGCCGGACGCUGAGUCCGGCAUGGUGUACUCCAAGCCGCGCCGACUGGCGACAGAGGAGAUCCCGGGGAUCGUCGACGACUUCCGGCGCGCGGCGCGGAACGCCAUCGAGGCCGGGUUCGACGGCGUGGAGAUCCACGGCGCGCACGGGUACCUCCUGGAGCAGUUCAUGAAGGACAGCACCAACGAUCGCACCGAUGAGUACGGCGGCAGCCUGGAGAACCGGUGCCGCUUCGCAGUGGAGGUCAUCGAUGCCGUGGUCCGCGAGGUGGGCGCGCACCGUGUUGGCAUUAGGCUGUCUCCGUUCGUCGACUACAUGGACUGUGUCGACUCCGAUCCGGCGGCACUCGGCAAUUACAUGGUGCGGCAGCUCAACAUGCACGAGGGAUUUCUCUACUGUCACAUGGUGGAGCCUCGGAUGGCCAUUGUUGACGGCCGUAGGCAGAUCCCCCAUAGGCUCCUCCCAUUCCGGAAGGCCUUCAACGGCACGUUCAUCGCCGCCGGUGGGUACGACAGGGAGGAAGGCAACAAGGUGGUGGCCGAGGGCUACGCCGACCUCGUCGCCUACGGCAGGCUCUUCUUGGCUAACCCGGACCUGCCGAGGAGGUUCGAGUUGGGCGCACCCAUCAACAAGUAUGACCGCUCCACUUUCUACACACAGGACCCUGUCGUUGGCUACACGGACUACCCAUUCCUUGACGACCACAACAACGACUCAGCUGCUCAAGCACAAUCACACAGUUUAUCGAUUCAAUCAUGAUUAUUAAAUGUGCGUGAUUCAUGCAACGCACAUGGUUAAUUUCCCCGUUCCCUAUUCAUCACUGGUUUGUAUGAAGAGUUAGUAGCUAUUGUGAGUAUGCUUGUAGUGAAUAAAACAUCAAUUCUGUCGAGUCUAUAUUUUUUUAAUUUA
Phragmites australis (common reed) is the source of this 1445-nucleotide messenger RNA. Its product is annotated as 12-oxophytodienoate reductase 1. Lineage: Eukaryota; Viridiplantae; Streptophyta; Magnoliopsida; Poales; Poaceae. The transcript has 2 exons. Bases 138 to 1295 code for a protein of 385 amino acids. The record is from RefSeq and is a predicted model, not a curated record. Gene Ontology annotation, molecular function: FMN binding; oxidoreductase activity.